Molecule: messenger RNA, 6848 nt
Organism: Nematostella vectensis (starlet sea anemone)
Lineage: Eukaryota; Metazoa; Cnidaria; Anthozoa; Actiniaria; Edwardsiidae
Product: restin homolog
Exons: 13
Coding region: 1008-5339 (1443 amino acids)
Cellular component (GO): cytoplasm; nucleus
Molecular function (GO): microtubule binding
Source: RefSeq, a predicted model, not a curated record
GAUGAUUACAAGAUAAAAAGUCCCCUCAUGCGAGAAGUCGUCGCCUAUAACUGGUGGGUACAUUGUUUUAACUGGUGGUAAUGACAAAAUGUGAUCUCGCCCGUGACAUCCUCUGACACCAAACAAAGCAUCGGCCAAAACCUGCAAGCUUCCUACAAUUUUAAAGUAUGUUUACACGGUAACAAUAGCAGCCUUCAGAACUGUUCCCCUACUCUCAGCUCUCUUAAACCCCCUGACUAGAGCGGUGACAAAGGCGUAUUUAGCAGCUCAAUCAAACUGGGCUAUUUCACACUGCGUCCGUUACUUCGCAACGGUAAUAUACCGGCGGGAGAGAAAACUACAUUUGCACGAAACGCCACUUUGAAGUUCUGUUAUGGGACGUCAACAAACGAAUUAACAAGAAUUCUAGCAUGUGCGAACAACUUUACAUUGUCGUUGCGUUUGUGUUUUGAUCGGAAAAAUCUUUUACACUUAAAUUGAGGAGAAGUGUUUUAAAGAAUAGAGAGGAACAGUGAAAACUUAUGGGAGCUUUCACGGUUGUGCACGUCGAAGUUGGAUUGGAGACAUUUUGUGACGAUUUAUAUCUAAUUCCUGCGUUGUUCUGCAAAAGAUAAAUCACAGAUGAGGUUUAUCCGCUGGUGCUCAGCCAGCCGUCAAGUGUAAACUGAAUAAUACAUCGCGCACCAGCGUUCACUUGGACUUUGCCAUGCUGCGGUUAGUGGCGGUAAGCUCUAAAGAAUCCAUGUAACACGCCGUCUCAACGGACUACAAAGCUCUUGUGAUAUCUUUGUGGACCUUAAAGUACAACAGUUUUCUAUAAGUUUACACUGAUCUGGAAUGGCGUUCAAUCACUAACCCAAUUCACCGCUGGCACCAAAACGCGACAAAUACAAUCUUAUAAUUCGUGUUACUACAGGGGCUUUAAAGACACCUGUGAAAGUAUUUAUUACAACUGAUUGGUUAUGAUGGCAUUUAAGAGAUUGUGAAUGGUUUGAGGCAGAUCUAUCAUGCCAAUUUCUUCAUUUUAUCGACAAAAGGAAAACACGGCGAGAAAACCAUGGAAUUCAACACGAAUCCAUCGCAAGCGAAGCGCGGGGCGAAUGGCAUGGAUGAGAGAAAAUAGCGAGGAAAAAAAGGAUAAUAAAGAAGGGCAAGAAGACUCGGGUGAUGGGUUUAAUGAUUGGAAAUAUAGAGAUGGCAUAGUAAAAUGCUACGCCAAACCAGCGAGUGUGCGCCAUAGACCUACAGACAGACGCCAACGCGCCAAGACCUCGCCAUCUCCGCGAAAACUUUCCACUCAUUUCACUGAGAUUCGUUGUAACGCUUCGACACGUUUCGAAAGGUGCAAAAGCGACUCUCAUAUUAUUGCGAUUAAAACAAGUCGGCCAAGAAAAGAGCGAGAAUUUUGCCGUGAGAGAUCAGAGGCAUACGCGCGUCAAAUCAAAGAAAAACGUAGCGGGAAACGCAAACUCUCGAAGGUUGAUGCAGGAAGCAUUCCUUCCCAACCACAGGCUAGUCCAAGGCUCUUCUAUACAGAUCAGAAAAGAUUGCCUAGCUUAGGGGACAGGGUGGUGUGUGUCCUAAAUAAGAGACUGAGAACUGGAGUGCUUCAGUUUACUGGCACAACCCACUUUAGCCCUGGUGAAUGGUGUGGAAUUGUACUUGAUGAUGCAUGUGGGAAAAAUGAUGGAUCAGUUAAAGGGGUGAGGUACUUUGACUGCAAACAAGACCAUGGUAUAUUUGUUCAUGCUCAUAAGGUCAGGGCCUUGGAGGAAGUUGCAGUAAAGUUGACAAUCUCUGAAGCUGGACUGUUAAAUCUACAGCAAAAGGGCAACAAAAGAAUUGCCAAUCAUCAUAAUAAUAAUAAUAUGGAGAGUGUUGGGAUUCAAAGUAUUGGAGUUGAACCUGUGACAUUGAGAAAAUGGCCACCACAUUACAAUGGUACGGCUAGGCCAAGGUCUUUCUCAUCUGGUAUGAAAUAUGGGCUAAAUCUGGAGCCAUCAAGUUAUGGAAUAGAAUGUUUACCUUUGGAUCUUGUGGAUCUGUCUCGGUCUGUGUCUCUGCCAAAGAUUUCAUCCAACAAAUCAAGCCUUGUGUCAGAUGGACUAAACCUUAUUGCUUUGAAAUGCGAAGAGCAGGUUAUUUCAAAUGAAUCAAAGCGGGGUAGUUGCCCAGAUAUUUCUCUACCACGAAUUGAACAGAAUUCACCAAAAACAUCUUCAACAGAAGAGUGUGAACAAGAUAUGUGUUGCAGUUCUAAUGCAAACGGAGCAGAUGAUCUUAUGAACAUAGAUCCUUUAUCGCCUGGAUAUGAGUCCCAGGAAAGAUCACACGAGUGUCCUGUUUCGUUGCAGCACAUUAAUACUAAGGGAAAUACCAUGCUUAUAAGAUCUCACUCUGUAGAAGACUUGAGAGCAAAAAACCCUGUACAGCAGCCAUCUGUUGCACAUGCCUCUCUAGAAAAACAGACUACUAUUGAUGCAUUCAGCCAGGGGAAAUACUGCAGUUGCCCUGCCCUGGUGCCAACGCAGCAUGUAUCAGGAGCCAUCGAAGCCUGCAUUGACCUAGGGAGACAAGGGCUUCAUGACGAGAAAAAGACACAUGGAAAGUCAGCAUCAACUUCUGAUACUCCUAAUCAAGAGAGGUCUUCCCCUAUGGCGGUGAACCUUACAAAACAUGGCCAUUCUUCAUCCAUGCCUAAAUUGAACGAUUGCUCUCUGAUGCUGAAUGAAAUGGAUUCUGUUUCCAGUUCGAAUCUAGAGAGGAGUAGCAGCUGGCCUUGUUUGACGCCAACUCCCGAGGCAAACAAGGAAAUGAGCCCUGUCUUUAUUGAACUAUUUGUGAUUUCUGAUAAUAUACCAGAAGAAACUCAAGAUGGUGAAAGCAUUGUGGAAAUGUCAGAGGAAUUAACAUGUACAGAUGCAGAGAGGGAGGAAUCCGUCAGUGAGGGAUCUAAAAAGCCUUCUUGUGAGAUGGCUAAAAGAAAUAAUACUGGCAGACAGGAGAGUCAUUCGCUGUCUAGCUCAUUAGCAUCCGUGGCAUCAUCCACAAGCACUGUCGACAGUCGCAGCUCCAGGACAAAAACCAAGAACAAUACUCUGACAAAAAGAAGCAUUAACUCCAAAAAGUCUGUGUCACAAAAAUCAACCAAAGACAAUGGGAACUCAAAAGGGUCAAGCUCCAGGGCGUCUGAGAGGGGUGUUGGCUCUAAGCAAGUUUCUGUUUCUUCACUUAAGGAGGCCCCUCCCAGGGUUGUAAAGCGACAUACCGUAUCUUCUCUGCAGCAAUUCAAGCUUGAUUUCUCUAACAGACCCUCCAUGAGUCAUCGCCCUAGUAGCACUCUAUCAGAACCAGACCCGGCAAAACAGAGAAAAUCUUCAGAUGUAUCUCACAGGCUCUCAGCCAGCCCUAACUCCAGACUUCCCAUGAUAAGAAGAGUGUCCCAACCAGCUACCAAGCCUACCACAGGAACAUCCUCUCGGACAGACAGAUCUAGACCUGCUCCUAGUCCAGAUCGGGUGAAUCAAGCCACAGCAACCCAAUCUGCUAAAAAAGUGGGGUCAACUGCAAGCACAGAGAAGCAGAAGAAAGAAUUAAGUUCUUCAUCAACAUCAAGUUUGCGUGGUGCCUCAGCUAGAAGGAAAGUUAGUGCGCCAGUUGUGUCUAACCAGACACUAACCUCUGUCCAAGCCAAAAGGCUCAUCAGCACCGCAACAACACAAGGGAAGCCGGCGAGAACUCCAUUCAAAGCCGAAAAGAAAACUCCUUCAGAAACAAAAUCCGCUUUAACGAGCAGCAAGAAACCUUCACCACUCGCGACCAAACCACCAAGCUCAGCCGGUCAUGUGAACCCACCACCCUCACGUCCACAACCCCACCACCCCUCCCGUCUCCCCCGUAAGAUAUCACGUGACCCAAGCACCGACAGCACGUUAUCCGGCGACCAGGAUUUAGACCAAGAUGCACAUCGGCUGUUGCAAGAAGUCUACCCGACAGUAUCCGACAAUGGCAUGCGAUUCCCCCGACAGGACAGCUACCCAACGGGUUAUGACGCUGACCUCGAGUCGAGUACUCGUUCAUGGCACUCUCCCCUGGCCCCCGAUAUCCUGACGGGUGUUAAGGAGAGUCGUCGGCGCAGUGUGGAAGUGCAGGUGGAGAUAGAUGAUGAUCAGGCCUUGCAGGACAUGCAUGAUAAGCUAGAGAAGCUGGACCACAUGCUGCAGGCGAGAGGACAGCAGUGCCAGGAACUUAAGACUCGCCUGGGGGACGCCGACCACGCCCAUUUAUCCAGUGCUAUUCUACUUAUUGGACUGGAGAGAAAGUUGAGGGCAAGCGCGCGCCAUGUUUCUCAGCUGGUGUUAGACUUACAGUCAGCCGAAGAUGAAAUCAGACAAACGCGAGAGAGACUUGACGAGGAGGAGGCGAAUAGCGUCAAACUGGAAGAAGAAAUGAUGUACCUGAGGAGUGAACAUAAGGUUGCCAUAGAAACGCUCAAAGCGGAUCAUGAGCGAACUAUAGACGGUCUGAGGUACACGCUCAAGAAACAGCAGAUGGAGGAGCUCGCGCUAGCCGCUCAAGAGCACGUGGAUGAGAUCCAGCAGAUCCAGAAGCAACACGAGGCCCAGUUGAACGAGUUACAAGCAGCUCACGGGAAAGCUGUGGAGGCUGUGCACGAGCAGUACCGGGACGAGAUUGUCGAGCUGGAGAGCAAACAUUCUGCUCAUGUCGAGGAAAUUCUUGAGGAGCAUCAACUCGAAAUAGAGACAAUCAAGGCUGACUACGAGGAGCAGCGGUCAGCGCUAGAGACCAAACUGUUCUCGGUCACAAGUGAGUGCACUUCACUCAACAUUAAGUUGCAGAGGUUGCAAGAGGAGACUGAACAAGACAUCGAGAAUAGAAUUCAGGACGCUAUCGAGAAAUACAAGAGCCUUCCGGACGAACUGGCGAGCAUGAAGGCUGUGCUGGAUAUGAAGAACGAUGAGAUCAAGCAGCUGAGAAAGGACCGCAUGGAAGCCAAGAUGGAGUUGGAUCAUCUGCGGACCAAGGCAGACAGAAUCAGGAAACUGGAACAGGAAAACGAGUCGCUCUCGUUCGUCGUUGAGACCAAGUCGAAGUUUGAGAGACAACUCUCCGUGGAACGAGAAACGCUAAAGACUACGCUGGAGAGGGAGUCCGCUAAGUUAAAAAGACUUUCGCUGGAAAACGAGGAGCUGCAAUGGCGCCUAUACAACUGCCCUAGCAGUCCCGGAUGUGAUGGGCCCGAGUCCCCCUUACCAGCCUCGCGAAACAGUCACAGACUCUCCUCUAGCUUCUCAGAUGCUGAUCCCAUUCACGAGUAGGCAAGCGGGUAGCCUGUGGUACUCGCGUGGUCACACGUACACAUCAGUAACGGACUGGCUGUGAUCACGUGGUCUGUGCACACUAGCCAAUAGGCUUCCUAUGGUCACGUGAACGGUGUGACAUGGGAAUAAAUGAAACCUGAAUCUGGUGCGGACCAUAAGUAGACAUACAUCUCUGUAGUCCAUUUGUAUAGAGUAUCAUCUGUAACGGACUGGCUGUGAUCACGUGGUCGGUUCACACUAGCCAAUAGGCUUCCUAUGGUCACGUGAACGAUGUGACAUGGGAAUAAAUGAAACCUGAAUCUGGUGCGGACCAUAAGUAGACAUACAUCUCUGUAGUCCAUUUGUAUAGAGUAUCAUCUGUAACGGACUGGCUGUGAUCACGUGGUCGGUUUACACUAGCCAAUAGGCUUCCUAUGGUCACGUGAACGGUGUGACAUGAGAAUAAAUGAAACCUGAAUCUGGUGCGGACCAUAAGUAGACAUACAUCUCUGUAGUCCAUUUGUAUAGAGUAUCAUCUGUAACGGACUGGCUGUGAUCACGUGGUCGGUUCACACUAGCCAAUAGGCUUCCUAUGGUCACGUGAACGGUGUGACAUGGGAAUAAAUGAAACCUGAAUCUGGUGCGGACCAUAAGUAGACAUACAUCUCUGUAGUCCAUUUGUAUAGUAUCAUCUGUAACGGACUGGCUGUGAUCACGUGGUCGGUUCACACUAGCCAAUAGGCUUCCUAUGGUCACGUGAACGGUGUGACAUGGGAAUAAAUGAAACCUGAAUCUGGUGCGGACCAUAAGUAGACAUACAUCUCUGUAGUCCAUUUGUAUAGAGUAUCAUCUGUAACGGACUGGCUGUGAUCACGUGGUCGGUUCACACUAGCCAAUAGGCUUCCUAUGGUCACGUGAACGGUGUGACAUGGGAAUAGAUGAAACCUGGUGCGGACCACAAGUAGACAUACAUCUCCGUAGUCCAUUUCUAUAGAGUAUUAUCUGAUAAUUGCAUAUGCGCCCCUUAGAGGGUAGCUUGUACUGGACUUAUAUCGUACAGAUAUAUAAAACGAUUGAUUCCUUUAAAGAGUUUAUUUCAGACAUUCAAAAAGCAAUUUUAUUUUUCUAUCAUAUGAAUUUAGUGAAUCAAUGUGUGUGUACAAUUGAGUGUUAAGGUCUACUAUGUCUUAACAAGUCUCUUCGGCUGAGUUCAAACGUCGUAUUAUCUAUGAGCCGUAUUCAAUUCAAAUGCAUGCAAUUGAAGAUGAAACAAUGGACUCGAUUAGUUUGCAUUGAAUAUGGCUCAUGGAUGAUACGACGUUUGAACUUAGGCUAAAUCUUGAAGAGUUUUUUCCCUUGUAUCACUUGUAGAGUGUAGAAAAUGCAGAAAUAGCAGGUUCUAUCUGUUUACACUUCGAAUGCAAAUAAUAAUCCUAACCUAAGCAAUUUAUCUCUUGUAUAUAAAUAUACCAAAGGGACCUCACUGUCCAAAUAGCAGUCGUCAGAAUAAAGGUGUAGAAUAAAUAA